Messenger RNA from Candidozyma haemuli, 834 nucleotides. RefSeq lists its product as uncharacterized. The record is from RefSeq and is a predicted model, not a curated record. The transcript has a single exon. The coding region runs from base 1 to 834 and encodes 277 amino acids. Lineage: Eukaryota; Fungi; Ascomycota; Pichiomycetes; Serinales; Metschnikowiaceae.
AUGCAACGCACAAGCUACUUUUCGUCUUACAUCCCAGCUAACUUGAAGGACAUCACCUUCAUUGCUCCACUCAAAGGUUCUACCUUUGGAGCCGUAUUAAAAAAACCUUACUUUGGUAUGUCUAGUAAAAUCAGCGCCUGUUUGGGCCACGGUACGCCUGAGGCUGCCAGACCUACUACUUCUUCAGGCUUUGAAAACGUUUCUAAACACCCUCAGGCUGUUAUGGCCGAAGAGGAGCCAAAAAAUGCUCCUAAACCUCAAUUGAGUGUUCUGGAACAAUGUAAAAUUUUGGUAAACGUAUGUAAGCCUUUUGAACAGCCGCUGGCCAGCCUGGACCAGUACCUGAACGGGUUUGUACUGAACCACUUGGGACUCCAGCAGAAACAGGAGCCUCCCACGCUUGAAGAGAUCCUUUUGGGCAUUUUCAGGCCCAUGUUCUUCAAAAUGCAGAACGACCAGGACGCCAGAGACCGUGAGGAGCACGAAGCCUUCAUGGCUCAAGCCAGAGCCUUGAUGUCAGAACGUACUGGUUCUAGUACUAGCUGUACCAGUUCUGACCUCAGUUCUGGCGACAGUUCUGGUCUUUCUAGUCCUGAACCUUUGUCUGACGAUGACGGUUGGACUACAGUGUAUACUGGAGCCAAGCCUUCCAAAGCUAAGGCUCUUGUGGGGCCUAGUAUCCCCAGUGCACUUAAAACCAUGACAAAGCACACCAAGUGUUCUGUCACGGCCUAUACCGCUGCUUCUUCGAUGUCUGGGCGCUCCAACAUCAAGAAACACAACCCCUUUGAGGCUUUGGAGAUUGAGGAGUCUCCAAAUGCUGCUUUAGUGUAG